Galeopterus variegatus (Sunda flying lemur) is the source of this 1521-nucleotide messenger RNA. RefSeq lists its product as uncharacterized. The transcript is spliced from 6 exons. The record is from RefSeq and is a predicted model, not a curated record. Gene Ontology annotation, cellular component: membrane. Bases 1 to 1521 code for a protein of 506 amino acids. Gene Ontology annotation, molecular function: pheromone receptor activity. Gene Ontology annotation, biological process: G protein-coupled receptor signaling pathway. Lineage: Eukaryota; Metazoa; Chordata; Mammalia; Dermoptera; Cynocephalidae.
AUGAAGUGCUGGGAAGGAAAAGAGAAGGAAACUGAGACAGGAGAUACUGGGAAAGAGUGGUCAGGAAGCCAGGAGGCUCCUUUUCACAACUUGGACAACUGGCAGGAGGGGAAACACCCAGAGUCAGAGUCCCCAGCUCCAGAGUGCAGGGGGCCCAUCCACGACGCCACAUUAGUGGGUGCUGCGGCGGCGCUUUCCUCCACGCGCGGAAACCGGGGCGCACAGGCCAGCGCCCCCUGGAUUCGGGACCUGGACAGCGCUCCGGGGACCCCCUCGCCGGCAGCUUCCGACACUGCACGUCCCAGCGUGCACCGCGGCGCAAACGUUGGGGACGGUGGCCGGCUGGACCAAAAGACGCUGCGGGGGCGCGCGGCAGACGUCCCGCCUCCUGGGCUGCGGCCUCAGUCUGCAGGCUGCGAGAGCUGGCGGAGGCCCGGCUGGGUGGCGCUUCAGGAGUGGGCUCGGCCUCCGCCUCCCCCAGGCCUCCCAGUGCUGGGGUCUCAGCCGCUGGGGCGGCAGCAGAGCCGGGCUGCUGAGGGGCGCCGAGGCCGUGGCCUGGCGCGUCAGGAAUGGGAGUCGGGUUAUCAGCCCGCGGGUCCGCGUGGGGACGUGAGCAGGCUGGGAGCUGACAGGUCCCUGGGGGCNCUGCGGGGCCUCCCUCCCCCUGAGCUGCCUGGGAGCACGAGCUUCCAGAAGGACCCCGGCCCCUCACCCUCCAGUGACCCGCUGGAGAAGGGGCCUGAGCCCUCCUUCCUCGGGGCACAGACUAAGCCUAUUGACCUGAUCACCUGUCACUUUGCCCUCAUCCACGUAGUGAUGCUCCUCACUGUCAAUGACUUCAAGUGUAAGGUGUUUUUCUUCAUGAGCAGAGUGAUGCGAGACCUCUCCAUCUGCACCACCUGCCUCCUGAGCAUGUUCCAGGCCAUCACCAUCAACCACAUGAGAUUUAAACAUAAAUUCGCAAAUUACAUUACUUCUAUUUUCUUUUUCUUGUGGUUCCUCAGUUUGUCUUGCAGUAGUGACCUGGUCUUCUGUACUGUGGCUUCUUCCAAUGUGACCCAGAUCAAUCUACUAAAUGUCAAUAAAUACUGCUCACUCUUCCCCAUGGUCUCUAUCAUCAAGCAAGUGUUUUUGACUCUGACAUUAUUCAGAGAUGUCUCCUUUGUAGGAAUCAUGAUGCUCUCAAGUGCAUACAUGGUGAUUCUCUUGUUCAGGCAUCAGAGGCAAUCCCAGUACCUUCACAGCACCAGACUCUCCCUAAUAACCUCCCCAGUGAAAAGAGCCACCCAGACCAACCUGCCACUGGUGAGUUUCUUUGUGGUCAUCUACUGGGUGGACUUUAUCAUCUCAUCUUCUUCGACCCUGUUAGGGGCAGAUGAUGCAGUUGUUGUGGGUAUCCAGAGGUUUGUGUGCAAUGUUUUUGCCAUUGUCAGUCCUUUAGUGAUAAUCAGAUCUGAUAAAAGGAUAAUCAAGACUUUACAAAAUAUGUGGCAGAAGCACCAUCAUUUUUUAACAAGUUAG